Messenger RNA from Oncorhynchus keta (chum salmon), 3732 nucleotides. RefSeq names its product septin-6. Gene Ontology annotation, biological process: cytoskeleton-dependent cytokinesis; cilium assembly. The transcript has 10 exons. The record is from RefSeq and is a predicted model, not a curated record. The coding region runs from base 118 to 1422 and encodes 434 amino acids. Gene Ontology annotation, cellular component: cell division site; septin complex; septin ring. Gene Ontology annotation, molecular function: molecular adaptor activity; GTP binding; GTPase activity. Lineage: Eukaryota; Metazoa; Chordata; Actinopteri; Salmoniformes; Salmonidae.
UGCGGGCUUUUAUUUUGAACGUUUCAUCAUUACCAUAGGAAAGUGACGUCGUUGUUAGUGUUGCUAGCAGAGUGGUAGUGCAGCUUCCUUACAUAGGGUCUUCAUAAAAAAAUAACCAUGGCGGCCACUGAAAUAGCUAGGCAAGCGGGAGAAGGUGCUCGUGCCGUCCCUCUAGCCGGCCAUGUUGGCUUUGAUAGCAUGCCCGACCAGCUGGUCAACAAGUCUGUCAACCACGGCUUCUGCUUCAACAUCCUCUGUGUCGGGGAAACGGGCCUGGGCAAGUCCACUCUUAUGGACACCCUGUUCAACACCAAGUUCGAGGGCGAGCCCACCCAGCACAACCAGCCGGGCGUGCAGCUCAAGUCCAACACAUACGAGCUCCAAGAGAGCAACGUGCGCCUCAAGCUGACCGUGGUCAACACUGUGGGCUUUGGAGACCAGAUCAACAAAGAGGACAGCUACAAGUCCAUUGUUGAGUUUAUCGACACCCAGUUCGAGGCCUAUCUGCAGGAGGAGCUGAAAAUCAAGCGCACGCUACACAGCUACCACGACACGCGCAUCCACGCCUGUCUGUACUUCAUCGCGCCCACCGGACACUCCCUCAAGUCCCUGGACCUGGUAACUAUGAAGAAACUGGACAGCAAGGUCAACAUCAUCCCCAUCAUUGCCAAGUCGGAUGCCAUCUCCAAGAGCGAGCUGACCAAGUUCAAGAUCAAGAUCACCAGUGAGCUGGUCAGCAACGGCGUUCAGAUCUACCAGUUCCCCACCGACGACGAGACGGUGGCAGAGAUCAACUCCACCAUGAACGGCCAUUUGCCAUUCGCCGUUGUGGGAAGCACGGAGGAAGUAAAGAUCGGCAACAAGAUGGUGAAAGCGAGGCAGUACCCCUGGGGAACAGUUCAGGUGGAGAAUGAGAACCACUGUGACUUUGUGAAGCUGCGGGAGAUGCUGAUCCGGGUAAACAUGGAGGACCUGCGGGAGCAGACACACACGCGCCACUAUGAGCUCUACCGCCGCUGCAAGCUGGAGGAGAUGGGAUUCAAGGACACGGACCCCGACUGCAAACCCUUCAGUCUGCAGGAGACGUACGAGGCCAAGAGGAACGAGUUCAUGGGUGACCUGCAGAAGAAGGAGGAGGAGAUGAGGCAGAUGUUCGUCCAGAGAGUCAAGGAGAAGGAAGCCGAACUGAAGGAGGCCGAGAAAGAGCUGCACGAGAAGUUUGACCGGCUCAAGAAGCUGCACCAGGAUGAGAAGAAGAAGCUGGAGGACAAGAAGAAAUCCCUGGAUGACGAGCUCAACGGCUUCAAGCAGAAAAAGACGGCCGCCGAGCUCCUACAGUCCCAGGCCCAGCAGGCAGGGGGCUCCACCACACUCAAGAGGGACAAGGAGAGGAAAAAUAAACCCUGGCUCUGCACUGAGUAGGUGCUUCCACCCUCAAGCUUUGCUAAGGGACCAGGCUUUGUGGGUAGCGGGUACCCCAAGGCUGAGGAGAGGCAUUGUGAACCCACCCUUCUGGGUUAAAAAAAAAAAACAUUCAUCUGCUUUAUGUAUUAACAAAAGGAUACCCCUAUCUGUAUUUCAUUGCUGCUCUAUGUGCUGACUCUGUGGCAAAAUCUGUCUUUUGUGUAUGGUUAUGCUUUUUUGUUAUGUCGUGUUUUUGCUGUGCUGACUGACUAAUAUCACCAUUUGCUUUUUGCUUCUGUAGGGAUAGAUAUUUUCUGGACUGUUUUUGUUGUGCACUUCUUGGUAGUUUUCACAUCAUUAUUAGGUUUAAGAUUGUCUGUUUUGAUUUAUUAACUGACACUGAAUACCUUUUUAUUUAUUUACAGAGGACAUAAUAUCUGCUGCAAGCAGUUCUCACAAGCAAUUUAUUCAAUGUUUUAAAUCCGUAUUAUGCUCAAAUUGAAUUGGUCAGCUCAAGUACUGUAGUAUUUUAUUAUGAGUAGUUAAUUUUUAGCUUACCACACAGACAUUGCAUUUGUAACAGAGUUAGUGUCAUUUGAAGUACAGUAGCAACUAUACAUGCGUUAGGAAAACCCAAAUACGUACGGUCUUCCCUCCCCAAAAUGUCAGUAAUCUUUCUGGUAGGCACUGUUGCUCUCCCUGACUGCUUGGGCAUCUCUUGUAACCUUGCAUUUGUCUCCUUUCUCUCUAGCUUCUUUUAAUCUGUCUUGGCCACCUGUCUGAAGAGGGGAUUGCAGCUUCAACAAGAACUAAGCACCCAUUUCCUCUUCCUGUCUUUUCUCACUGCAUCAACCUUUUUUUAACCUCCAUCUCAUCUGCUUUGUUGAACAUGGCCGUAUGUGGACUUCACAUGGUAUUUUUUGGAUAGUUUACCUUUUGCCACCUAAUCAACGUACACUUUGGCAAGUGGGAGUCCUUCACUGAUAAUAUUUUGCAGAUCUGUCUUGGUGUAUGAAUGAACAAAGCUUUGUUCAGGUGCUCAGGUAGGAUUCUAAACAGUUGUUCAAGAGAAACAUCAAACCAAUAGUUUCAUCAUACCAUUUCUGGCAGAGCCAAGGCUCUGGAUUAAUUUAUAUUUUGCAUAAAACUAUCAGAACUUAAUUGACAGUACAUUUUAAGAAGGUCUUUAUGUAAUAACGUUCAAUCAUAUAUUCAGUCCAUUUUGAGAAGGACUCUGUUUUGAAAUAACCAUUACAAAUAGCCUAUUAUUAAUGUGCUCAUCGUUCAAAGGGGGGGGGGGUUGAUUUUUAUUUAUUUAACUAGGCAAGUCCGUUAAGAACAUUCUUAUUUACAAUGACGGCCUAACCCGGACGACGCUGGGCCAAUUGUGCGCCGCCCUAUGGGACUCCCAAUCACAGCCUGAAAUUGAACCAGGGUCUGUAGUGACACCUCUAGCACUGAGAUGCAGGGCCUUAGACUACUGCACCACUCGGGAGCCCCUAUGAAUACAAAUAACACAACCCAGAUCUCAAUAAAGCACUGAUAAAUUCGCCAUAUUUAUUUGGUGAUUGAUAGUGCGACGUCUUACACUGCGUGUGAGUAGUAGAAACUUUUGUCAAUACGGAUUUAAAAACCAUAGGACAAUUGCGAUCCAAGUAAAUACAUUAUUCUUUGUUCACUGCAUAGGUUGUUUCAUUGGAACUCAGAAGAGCCAAAGACAUGUUCAUGUCAAGCACUUAUUUAGUGAAAACACCUUUUCCGUACUGAAAUGCCAUGUAGGUCGCAUUUAAUGCCCUUUACGCAUUGUGCUUGAACUACCAUCAGUCUAUUCUGUAUUUUGCAUGUCUUUUUCUUUCAUCACCUCUGUGAUCUUGACCUUUUGCUCCCCAUUGUAGUUUUCUCCCCUAACAGUUUUGCACUCUUUCACAUUUUAUGCUCUAUUGUUUGGACCAGUUUUAUCUUGUGUAUUACUAGUUGUUAUGUGCAGUUAUACCCCUCUCCACAAUUUCUGGCACCCAUAUUGCCAAAUAUUACAAUGAGAUGGAGUUGAAUCCUAGAGACAGAUACUCAUGCAUUUGUAUAAUUUAUAAGGAUAUAUUUUGUGUAUGGAAGUGGAGACCUGUUUUAUGAAAUAUGAUCUUUGGAUGUGACUCCUCUCUGUGUAAAGUUACAUUUUGUUGUAAGAAAUUGCCAUACAUUUUUCUAGCAUCUGUCAUAAUCACCCCUCCUAGUCAAUUACCUGUCCACACCACAAAUUAAUGAUAAAAUAUGUGAUUGUAGUUUGAUUCCAUUUAUGUACAUUUUCAAUAAAAUUAUGAUGAAAACGUG